CCGACUCCUUCGCAAUCCAUUCAAGUCACGCAAAGCACACGAGCAGCUGCGCAUACUAAUUCAAUGGCGGUCAUGUCACGGUUGAAGAGGCUGGCGGCGCCCGCGCUGCUGGUGCUGCUUGCGCUGGCGGCGUCCGCGGCCGUGGCGGCGAAGACGACGCAGGACGGCGCGGAGGCGGCGCCGGGCAAGGAUGAAGAGUCGUGGACGGGGUGGGCCAAGGACAAGCUCUCCGAGGGGCUCGGCCUGGACAAGAUCUCCGAGGGGCUGGGGCUCAAGCACGACGCUGACGAGGAGGCCGCGCGCGAGACCGUCCAGCACACCGCCUCCGAGACGGGGAGUCAGGUGAGCGGCAAGGCAGCGGACGCCAAGGAGGCGGCCAAGGGAACGGUCGGGGAGAAGGCAGGGGCGGCCAAGGACGCCGUGUUGGAGAAGACGGAGUCCGCCAAGGACGACGCGUGGGAGACAGCGGAGGCGGCCAAGGGGAAGGCCAACGAGGGAUACGAGAAGAUGAAGGAGAAGGCGUGGGAGGCCGUCGACGCUACCAAGGAGAAGCUCGGGGAGGUGAAGGACAAGGUCACCGGCGCGGCAGCCGACGGCAAGGACAAGACGCACCGCAAGGAUGACGAGCUGUGAAUGAGGACAAUCGAGCCGCAUUUCUUGCCAUACUUGUUCUUUCGAGAAUGUUUUCAGUGUUCGCGCUAGUAUUUUAUGCUGUUCCUCUUGUACAAUAAUGUGACCAUCUGUAGAGAACCCUGCACGAUCGAACAAGCUUC
Triticum dicoccoides is the source of this 773-nucleotide messenger RNA. Its product is annotated as late embryogenesis abundant protein D-29-like. NCBI's taxonomy places the organism in Eukaryota, Viridiplantae, Streptophyta, Magnoliopsida, Poales, Poaceae. Bases 64 to 633 code for a protein of 189 amino acids. The transcript is spliced from 2 exons. The record is from RefSeq and is a predicted model, not a curated record.